This is a messenger RNA of Hyaloscypha bicolor E, 1225 nucleotides long. RefSeq lists its product as uncharacterized. The record is from RefSeq and is a predicted model, not a curated record. Bases 323 to 1114 code for a protein of 263 amino acids. Lineage: Eukaryota; Fungi; Ascomycota; Leotiomycetes; Helotiales; Hyaloscyphaceae. The transcript is spliced from 6 exons.
GAAACCUUCUGGGGAGCCACAGAGUUUUGGGCUCACGGCCUGUGUCCCAUAAAUUUUCAUGGCCUUCUUCUGCCUUCUGCCGAGGUGUACUGCUGCAAGUGAUGCGGAGACAUGAUGCGACGCUGACUCAAAUGGGCAAACCAGACAAGUACCACAUCCUUCCAGCCCCUUUUUGGAAACUCAAAUGAACGAAGCAUGCUUCAACACACCUGUCUGCCAGCGCAAUCCUCCCAGUUAUCCGAAACAGAGGAAUCAUCAUCACCUUCGGACAGUGGGGGGCCAUUCCAGCACUUAGAAUUCAUUGCAGAAGAAGUCCAUGUGAAUGACCCAAGCCAAUCGCUCCCCAGUGAAUCUACAUUUCGUCCCCGAAACGGGGACAGCCCGCCCCCGCGGUACACUGCGAGAACUGAUCCGUUCCAAUGCACGGCGUAAGCCACGUCGUCGACCAAGACAGUCGAGCCGAGCAAAGCUCAAACCCCGAAACGAGGAGAACGACAGCAAGGAUGCAGAUGAAGUCAGGUUAACCGGAAGAAGCCCUGUCAUUCAAUGUCAGUUGGAAGCCACAAAGGCCCGUUUACAUCGCGGUCCAGAAUGCAAUGCUAUGGAUCCUUUCUAUACCUUGCCCAUUUCAGAGGUUGGCCAAACUCAAUUCUUAACCUAUCAUUAUCAAACAGUAUUCGCUGAAAGCGAUUGCCCAGUCAACCCAAGGAAAGAAUGGAUACCCUUUGCCAUGACAGAUCCGGCACUUUUGCACGUAACCCUAAUGUUUUCAGCAUGGCAACUGGUGGCCCUUCAAGGGAAACCGCCUCCCCCAGUAGUAAUGUAUCACAAAGCAGAGUCAAUCCGUUGGCUGAACAAAAGUCUUCUGAAGACAAACCACGUUGCCACAGAUGCAUCAAUUGCCGUUGUGGCAAACUUGACUAAGUUUGAGAAUAUAGCAGCAAACGCACCGGGUGUCAAAGUACACAUGGACGGUCUAGAGGCGUUGAUAAAAACCAGAGGUGGAAUACAAGCCCUGCCUGUGCAUUCACAUACAAGAAAAUUGGCCACCUGGUUAGUGAAACCCCUAUUUUUCCUAUCCGUUAUGGUAUUUCCUAAUUAUUUAACCGCAUAGGGUGGACGUCGAGGCCGCAAAUGUAAUGGAAACCCAGCCACGCUUCAAAUUACACAUACAGGAUGACGAAGAACGACCGGAAAAUUGGGGACUGUACAGUUCACUGGCCAU